This is a messenger RNA of Parnassius apollo (apollo), 594 nucleotides long. NCBI's taxonomy places the organism in Eukaryota, Metazoa, Arthropoda, Insecta, Lepidoptera, Papilionidae. The record is from the annotation of a GenBank genome assembly.
AUGGCGUCAAGAAAAAACCUUUCAGAAAAUGAAAUUCAAAACCUCCUACUGGACGUUCGUGAUGAAGAUGAAGUGUUUCUUGGGGAUGAAUUAGAAGAUGAACUGGAUGAAAUUAUUCCCGAUUUUCGCGAUGAACAGGUUCCUGUCGAAGAGGAUGGCUCUAACCAUGAAACAGAUCUUGAAAGUUCGGAAGAAGAAGUUGAGAGGAUAUUGUCCAGUAUAAUAUACACUGGAAAAGAUUCUACACCACGUGAAUUACCAGUGGCUGAGUAUUACGCAUUGGAGCUUUCAAAUUCUAUUCAUGGGUCUAAUAGAAAUAUCACGCACGAUAACUUGUUUACUUCAAUCCCUGCUGCCGAAAAACUCUUAACCAAAAAUGUUACAACAGUUGGAACAAUGAAAAGAAACAAAACAGAAAUCCCUACUCAUUUUUUGGAAACCACAAACCGCCUCAAGAACACAUCAAUGUUUGCUGUUCAUGACGAACUUACUUUGUUAUCAUAUGUGCCUCCAAAGCUAAGUAAAGGAAAAAAAGAAAAACGUGAUUAUGCUUUCUACUAUGCACUAUCAACCAGACGAAGACAAAUCUGUUGA